Lagopus muta (rock ptarmigan) is the source of this 2794-nucleotide messenger RNA. RefSeq names its product fibrinogen-like protein 1-like protein. Bases 157 to 918 code for a protein of 253 amino acids. The transcript has 3 exons. The record is from RefSeq and is a predicted model, not a curated record. NCBI's taxonomy places the organism in Eukaryota, Metazoa, Chordata, Aves, Galliformes, Phasianidae.
AGGGCCAGAAGGGAACUCGCUCUGAUUCCCACCCCCAGAAGAAAGGAGGCUGCGUGGGUCAGACGCGCUUACCCCGCCCACUGCAGAGGGCCCUACAAGUGCCUCCUACUGCAGCCCCAGAGCUCUGCAUGUCAGAGGGAGCCCCGUGCCGCAGCCAUGGUAGCCCAGUACCUUCUACUCCUUGCUUUUGUGCUGGUCUUGGCUGUCCCAGGCCUCUCCGUGCCUGCAGAAAUCCUAAACACUUUCGAGAAAACCUCCAACACUUUGGCAAACGCUCUGAAGAAAAACAGUUGGCCCGAGGACUGCAGUGAGAUCCCUCCUGGCAGCCCCAGCGGCGUCUACAUCAUCCAGCCCUCAGGGCUCCACCCCAUCAUGGUGUACUGCGAGAUGAACGUGACGGACGGGGGCUGGACGGUCAUCCAGAGGAACAGCCACAACACAGACAUCACCUGGGCCGAGUCCUGGAGCACCUACAAGUACGGCUUUGGGAACGUGCGCGGCGACUACUGGCUGGGCACCGAGUACAUCCACCAGAUCGCCAAGCAGAAGGUCUACCAGGUCAGGUUCGUCAUCCACGAUGCCUCCAACAACGUCAGGUUCGCAGACUACAACCUCUUCAGUCUGGACGAUGAGGCCCAGGGCUACCGGCUGCGGCUGGGCUCCUACGCGGGCACAGCAGGGGAUGCCAUGGACUCGGACAAUCCCAGUAACAUGCACAACAACAUGAAAUUCUCCACCAAAGAUCGGGAUCAGGACACUUCAAGGAAGAACUGUGCGUCCCGCUCUGGGGGCGGGUGGUGGUACUCAGCGUGUUAUUCCGUGCGGCUGAAUAUCAAGGGCGGCCUGACGUGGGGCAGCCUGUGCAAAGGGGACUGCAAAUCCUCCCUCAUCCUCAUCAGACCAGCUCCAUAUAGAUAGCGUCCCUUCCUCAGCAGAUGCAGCCAGGCCAGGGCUCUGCCGCACCGCUCGUUGCUGGCUGGGAUUCUGGGUGUGAGUAGGGUGUUCCUUUAUACCAAGAGCUGUUUUCCUUUCCUCUUUUCCUGGAUAUCAGCUGAUGAAUGUCUGUGGCCCAUCACCUGUGGUGGGUUUUUAGGACCAUCAUUAGAACAAGACGUUGUAAACGUUUUGGUAUUCCUGUCCCAGCAAGGGCUCAUUCUUUCUGCUCUGCGGUUACAGCUGAAGGCCACAGACUUCAGCAGAGAAAUCUCAUUCAUUGCCAGCUAACCCAACCUGAGCUGCUCCACACCCGGGCAGGAUGCACAGAUGCUGCAGCCGGUGCUCAUCCUGCAGAAUAAAACUGCUUUCAGAACCAGCACAGACGUGUGGAAAUGUCCUUCAUCUGCUGCCUGCUAUUAGCCAGGAGCAGACAUGAGGCUCCUGUUUCAGAAAUCAGAGGGGAAUAUUUUUGACGAAACAAAUGGGGAAUUAAUGAGAAAACUUGCACUUAAAGAAGGGGGUUGGGUUUCAAAGUGUGGAUCUUUCCAAAAGGGAACGCAGAACCAUGCAGCUUAAAACGAGCUGAGAACGAUGGCGCGUUUCCCCCGCUCCCCCCCCUCCUUCCUGCCUGACCGUUGCACCGUCAGCCUUUUUCCGGCAGGGGUGACCGCAAUCCCGGCUGUUUCCAGCCCAGCUGAUGGAGAAACCGGCGCUGCGCUCAGCGGCAGCUGUGCCAGCAGCGGACUGACGGCGGUGCCGAACGCUAUCUGAUUUAAGCGAGAUUCCGGGACGCCUAACACCGAGCUCAGAACUAAAUUACUAUCCGAUAUGGCUACAGCCAGUCAUCGUACCCUACAAUCAGUAAACAGACCAGAGUCCUCCCGCUCCCCUGUACCAAAACAGAACGUAUGGCUGCAUCUCCCCUUGAGUAGGGGAGACUCUCAAGGUCACACCUGCUGCAGGAAUUCUUUGUCACGCAAUCCCAGAAUUACAGGGGCUGGGAGGGACCUCUGGGGCUCCCCCGGUCCAAAUCCCUCGAAGCAAUUCCCUGCAGUACGUUGCUCAAUGCAUUCCUGUUGUUCUCUCACAGAUAGAGCAACUCCACUGCCUCGGUUCAUAAUGGCGUUGCCUUUAUGGACCCUGUCCCCCAGGUCCUCCAGUUUAAAGCCUGCCACGCUGGGUUGGCCAGCCUGCUGCCGUGGAUUGCCCGGCCCCUUCUGGACAGGUGGAUCCCACCCCUCCCAGGCAGGUUGUAAUCUUCACAAAAAGUCCCACUGUUGCAAAAACCAAAACCCUCACACCAACACCAGCUGCGCAGCCAGAUGAUGUGCAUUACACAUCUAUUUCAGGCUUCUCUCUUUCUUUCAGCUGACAAAACUGAGAAGAUAAUGUGGGCUCUAACAUUUUCCAAUUGUACUCACAGGGCUUUAUAGUCUUUGAUUCUGCCCAUGUUCUGUCUUCCACUGUUGUUUGUGCCCACAGAAAAGAGCAGCAGCAGAUAGCAGUCUUUGCAGCAUCUCCUUACACUUGCUGCAGCAAUUUCUUGUGCCUUGGUGUUAAGAGGCUCUGCCAAAACAAAUGCUUAGUAAGUGACUAACAGUUGAGCUGUGUUGUCUUUGCUAAGGUUAUGUCUUAGAUUGAUUGUGAGUAUAUCAUCCCUCAGACAGAAACCACUGACUAACGCAGGGUUCCUUGCCUCCAUGGUUCAAGGGAUGCAGGAACCAGGGGGUCUGCUCUGCUCUGAGCACCAUAGCCCAAUGGAAAGGUCACAGACAUAAACCCAAUCUGGGACUGGGUUUGGAACCAGCCACACCUAGAUUCCUCUAACAAGGAAUUGAGAAAGCAAGAGGGUCUGCUC